GCACACACCAGAGCACACAUUCUGACGUCGCUUCAUCACACACGCUCAUGUGCUGCUGCUGCUGCUUCAACUCGUGUGGUGGUGGUGCGUCUUUAGCCCCGUUUUGCACGCUGUUUUCGUUGCGUUUUUCUUCACCAAAAAAGUGUCGCUGUGGAUAUUCCGUUCCAAAAGAGUCAAUACUCCACAUGCUCUAAGCGCAUCUAGCGUACGCGGACACUGUGUGCGGGACACAUGGUGUGCAUAUUGUUCUUCUCCCCCGCGCUCUCCCCGCCGGUGCUCGCUUCCCAUCGCAUUCGUCUAUGUUGCCGUGCCACAGGCAAGAACAACGUCGCGAUAAAAGCGAAGCUGGACGCAACAGCAGUGUGCGUUUGCAGUGUGCGGCCCUAGCAGCUAAAAGGGAGCAAAACCAUCAGCCCUCAGCACAAGCAGUGUGGUGUUGUUAUAUCCUUUCCGGAUUAGGUGCGAAUGCGUGUGUGUGUGUGUGUGCGUUGUGCAAGAUUUGUGAUGCAUCACGGGGCAGCGAAGAGAUCUAGUUGGCUGUGUGCUUGUGUGGUGCCGUAAACUCCCGUACGCCGCCCGGGGGUGACAUCCGGAAAGAAAGUGCUGCUUUUAGUUACUGUUUGAUCUAUAUUAGAACGCAAACGCUGAAGCUCUUACGGCGAAAAAGUGUCGUACAAACGGGUGUGAGUGAGUGUGUGUGUGUGUGUGUUGGAUGAAAAUUUGCUGGUCAAAUGUUCCCGUAACCUUGGGCGAGUGCAGUGGUGGAAGGAAAGAAAGGCAAUUGCAUUUCCAACAAGGACGUCACGUUUGCAAGCCAGUGUCAUCACGGUCCGAAGAACGUAAUCAUCGUCCAUGUGGGAAAGAAAGUGUUUCAACUAUCAGCGGAUAUAGCGAGCUCCAGAGCAAACAAAGGGACUGCGGCUGGACCCUUUUGCUGCUUGUGUUUGACAGGGUCACCAACAGCAGCAGCAGCAGUAUUUUUCAGAUAAGACAUACAUCCCUCCCCUUCACAACCACACAUACACAGCUUGUUGUUUGUUUAUACAGAAGAUUCCAAUUUUGAAGACCCAUCCGCAUCGGGAAACAGACCGUUGUGUUUGUGUUUUCGUUCCGAACACCUUCUCCUCAACCGUGUGUUUCGUUUGUUUGGCUGUGUUAAGAAAAGCAAAAAACCGUCCGUUCUCAUCUGUUGAGAACGUCUAUGUCCGCAGGAAGAUAGAACCAAACACAGGAUAAUAGUACUGGAAAUUCCUCAUCAUCACAGCUGGAUCUUUCAUCACUCUUGUCUGUCGGUCUGUCUGUGUCUCUGUGUGUUGUGUACGUCUGUGUUUUCAUGCUUAUCAUGUACGGAUGGAGCAAGUUUUCUCAUGAGAGGACGCUCCCAGCACAGGAAAGCACUUAAGCUGCAACGCGGUGCGAGAAGCGCAUCUCAACUCAAUGUACCUAACGCAAUCUUUACGACAAUCAUCAUCUACUACAUCGCAACAGUGAUAAAAGCAACUGCUUGUCCACCGUUUCCCCAUCACCGUCUUUCGUAUGGAUGGGGACAAGAGCUACGAUCACGUGAAGGCUUUGGUGAGCAGCAUUCACGGAUCCUUUACCGAUGCAUCCCUGCUGGAUCGCACGAACAACAACAGCCCGGCCGGGUUACUUACCGCAGCGACUACACCGUCCAGAACACCGUCACCUUCACCGUCACCGUCGCCGGAUGUCAUCCGGACGACCACGGAGGAUGAGUCGCAGGCUCAAACGGUCAGCACCAUGCCGGCCGACGGACAGGAACGGGCGGCGGCUGACGGUGCCGCCGCACCACCCUCCAGACCAGCGGAGAGCGCGACCUCGGCGCCUGGCAACAGCAUCAUCGGCAGCACACCGACCCGGCUGCUGCAGCAUCGGUUGCGCAUACCUUCGCUGGUCGUAACAAGCUCGCUUUCGCCUUACCACCCGGGCAAUCUACUUGCCGCCACCGCCGACCCAGACCAUACGACGCCCCGGCGGUUCAGUUUUGCGAUCAUGAGACGCCAUUCCAAUACGGCACUGAAUCGGUGCGAUUCGAUGGGAUCGUUGGGCCACCGUUCGCUCCUACAGUACCUGGAAACGGAUGAUCUAGCUGGACUAAAAUCAUUCCUCGGCACCCGCCACCUGCAGGUCGACGAUCGAGAUGAGAACAACACCACAGUGCUGAUGGUCGCAAGCGGCCGCGGUGCGACCCAUUUCGUGAAGGAACUACUGGCCCGGGGUGCCGAUGUACAGGCGCAGGAUUUGGACAGCUGGACGGCGCUGCACUUCGCCGCCAAGGCCGGUCAUGUCGGGAUCGUGGAGCUCCUGCUGGACAACGGGGCGGAGCUGGAGCACCGCGACAUGGGCGGUUGGACGGCGCUCAUGUGGGGCUCGUACAAGGGGCACACCAGCGUGGUGGCGCUGCUGCUGCAGCGCGGUGCCGACGUGCAGGCACACGGCAACUACCACCUCAACCCGCUGCUCUGGGCGUCCGGUCGUGGCCACACGGAGAUCGUGCGCCUGCUAGUCAACACGGGCGGUGCGAAGGUGAACGUUGGCGAUAAGUACGGAACGACCCCGCUGGUGUGGGCCUGCCGGAAGGGAAGCGCGGAGAUAGUGGACGUUCUACUGAAAGCCGGCGCGAACGUGGAUACCGCCGGCAUGUACUCGUGGACACCGCUGCUCGUAGCGGUCAGUGGCGGCUUUCAGGAAUGUGUCUCCCUGCUGCUCGAGCGCAAGCCAAACGUGAACGCCCUGGACAAGGACGGCAUGACGGCGCUCUCGAUCGCGUGCCGUGAAGGGCUCACCGAGAUCGCGUCGGCGCUGAUCGCGGCCGGUGCCUACCUGAACGUGCAGGAUCGGGCCGGCGACACGCCGCUGAUUAACGCCGUCAAGGGCGGACACCGGAGCGUGGUCGAGAUCCUGAUGAAGCGCCACGUGGACGUGGACAUCCAGGGGAAGGACAAGAAGACGGCCCUGUACACGGCGGUCGAGAAGGGCCACACCGCGAUCGUGAAGCUGAUCUUGCAGUCCAACCCGGACCUGGAGCUAUCAACCAAAGACGGCGACACCGCGCUGCUGCGGGCGGUGCGCAACCGCAACCUCGAGAUCGUGCAGAUGCUGCUGGAGCGCAAGGCGAAGGUGGGCGCGACGGACAAGCGGGGCGACACCUGUCUGCACGUGGCGAUGCGGGCCCGCUCGAAGGCGAUCGUGGAGGCGCUGCUGAGCAACCCGAAGUACGGCCAGCUGCUGUACCGAUCGAACAAGGAGGGCGAAACGCCGUACGCGAUCGAUGCGACGCACCAGAAGACGAUCCUCGGGCAGGUGUUCGGCAAUCGGCGGCUGAACGCGAACGAAGACUCGGAGGGUAUGCUCGGGUAUGGGCUGUACUCGUCGGCGCUCGCUGACGUGCUGAGCGAACCGACGCUUACCACCCCGAUCACGGUGGGACUGUACGCGAAGUGGGGCAGCGGGAAGAGCUUCCUGCUGACGGAGCUGCGGGACGAGAUGAAGAACUUUGCCCACUCGUGGUCGGAGCCGCCGAUCGACGCGUCCUGGCUGUUCUUUCUGAUCAGCCUGCAUCUGGUGCUGGUGAUCGGGACGGUGGUCGGGCUGGCCACCUGGAGCUACGUGUGGGGCAUAGUGACGGGGGCCACCCUGCUGGUGCUGAUUUACUUUACCGACAUUCUGCUAAAGUUCCUCGACCGUCGGUACGAUCUCGAGUGGCUGUACUCGCUCAACUACGGGCUGUCGCGCAAGCUCGGCCGGCUGCGGCUGAUACUGCAGGUCGCGUUCUGCCAUCCGCCCGGGCCGCAGAGCGACCAGCAACCGAUGCCAGUACGGUUUCACUUUGCCGAGGCGAGCGGGGCCGCCCCGAACGGGGAUGCGGCCGUGGCGCUGAUGCUGGCCUCGCUGUUCGACGCGAUCGAGGCGCACUACGGUUCGUUGGCGACCGGGCUUUAUCGUGCCUUUCGACCGAAACCUUUAAAAGCAACCGGUGGCUGGAAAUGGCGUAAAAUGUGCUGCAUGCCGGUGGUGCUGAUGUUCGAGCUCGGCAUGCUGGGCAUCCUGGCGACGGCCUCGCUCUCGAUCGUGUACUCCGAGUACGGGCUGGAGGGCCGGGAGGAGAUAGCGGUGGCGAUCUACGUCCUGCUGGGCAUCCUGCUCGCCGGCGCCAUCGCGAACCUGCACGCCUGGUCGAAGCUUAUCGGUGCCUUGUUUAUGUCGCAGGGCAAACACCUGAAGCGUGCCUUCAACAGCAACGAGGCGGCCCCACUGACGGCGCUCGGUGCCGAGGUCAGCCUGAUGACGGAUAUGGUGCGCUGUCUGGACGCGUUCACCGGCCAGCAGAGCCGGCUGGUCGGCGUGGUCGAUGCGCUCGACUCCUGCGACACCGAGCGCACGCUCACGAUACUGAACGCGGUGCAGACGCUGCUGUCCGGGCCGCAGCGACCGUUCGUGCUGCUGCUCGCGGUCGAUCCGCAUGUGAUAGCGAAGGCGGCCGAAGCCAACAGCCGGCGGCUGUUCACGGAGGGCGGCAUCGGGGGGCACGACUUCCUGCGCAAUCUGGUGCAUCUGCCGGUGUACCUGCAGAACUCGGGCCUGCGCAAGGUGCAGCGGGCCCAGAACACCGCCAUGUCGGCGUACCGGCGUGCCAUGCCGGAUCUGAGCCGGGACGACGAUCAGCCGCACCUGGGCCAUUCGGCAUCGGCCCGGCGGCUGUCGAACGCGUCGGAGAUUAUGUCGUCGCAGGAGAAGCUGCGCGCGAUGCCGAGCUCGUCCCGCGGGGGUAGCAAAAAGCUGCGCGUAUCCGACUCGAUCGCCAGCUCGAUCGGGUCGAACCUGCACAAGCUUGGCCAAAACCCGCCGGUGGAUCUGUCGAAAAUCAUCCUCACCGAUGAUUACUUCAGCGACGUGAAUCCGAGAAGCAUGCGAAGACUGAUGAACGUCAUCUACAUCACCGUUCGGUUGCUGAAAGCUUUCCAGAUCGAUUUCAGCUGGUACCGGUUGAGCUCGUGGAUCAAUCUCACCGAACAGUGGCCGCUGCGUGCUAGCAUGAUCGUGCUGGAACACGAUCAGGGCGGCGACAGCUUCGACGAUUCGGUUUCCCUGCAAGCGGUGUAUGAUAAAGUGCGCCCGAAGCUGACGUGCCUGCGGGAAGCGGCUGCACUGCUCGAUCUCGAUCGCGACGAGCGCAAGCUGGACGCAUUUCUGCAGCUGCACAAGUCCGACCUGCUCGUGUCGGAUCUGCGCAUCUUCCUACCGUUCACCAUCAACCUCGAUCCGUACCUCCGGAAGGUGCUGAAGGAGGACCAGCAAGCGCUCGAAGACGAGGGUAUCAUCAUACCGAUGAAAACCGUACUGCCACCGAGCAAACCGAGCGGAUUCGGGCCGCACCAUCACCAUCGGGCGCCGGUUGGCGGCGUGCUGCAGCCCACCCCGCAGCAUCCCAACAAUCUGACCAACUGGCCCAACUUCUACAACCCGCAGCCGCAGGCAAUGGCGCUGAUGAGCUACUACAAUCAGAACUGGGCCAACUUCCCAGCAGGAGUUUACGGCACGAACGCGCUGCUGGGUGAACCGCUGCCCAAGCCGGGCACUGUCGGCGGCGGCCCCAUCAUUACCGAGCAUCCGCCGCACGAACAGCAUUCCACACUCGGCAGCAACAGCGGUCGCAGCAGCAAAACCACCACCGCCAGCCUGCAAAAAUCCUCCAGCAACGGUCUGGCGACGAGUCCACCGAUCGAUAUCGACCUAUCGAACGUGCAGCUGUCCAGCCUGACGGUCGAGCAGCUGAUCGAGCUGCUCGAGAAGGUGAACGAUCUGAAACCGGCCAUGGAGCGUACCGCGCCGAUUCUGCGCGAAAAUGCCAUCUCCGGCCGGGUGCUGAUGUACUGCAAUCUGGAGGAACUCAAGUCGGUGCUGCGGCUUAGCUUCGGGCACUGGGAGAUGUUCAAGCUGCUGGUGACGGCACUGCGGGAAGCGAGCGUAACACAACCGGCCAGCCGGAAGCUAUCCACCAAGACGACCUCGUUCGCCAAGGGGACGAACGAUUCGGUGGAGAUGCAGGAACCGAUCGCCCAGUCAACGCCACCGUUCGGAUCAUCGACGAGCAGCUUCCAGCCGAUCCGUCAAAAGUCCCAAAAUCUGCUGGAAAAACAGCCAGCAAAAGUGCAUGAUUACGAAUAUCUCCAGGUGACGCUCGAGGAGCAGAUGAUCUGCGGCGCACUGCAAACGCUGAACGAGGACGCGUUCGAGGAUGUGGUCAGCAGCAGCGAGCGGCCCAGCCCAACCGGUGAGAUGUUUAGCCAGUACCUGGCGCCAAUACGGGAAAGCUCGGAAAUCGGUUCACCGCCUCGCCUCACUUACAACCUUACUAACCCAAACCUGACCGAUCUGGCCGCCAGCAACGGUACGCUGAACGGUGACGACAGUGGCGUCGGUGGUGGUGGCAGCGUUGGCGUCGGCGGCGGCGGCGGCGGCAGCGGCAGCACCAGCAGCGGCAGCCAUCUCGGCCUCCGGUCCGGUUCCGGCCGGCACAGUCGUUCCCACAGCCUGCAUGACGAUGCAUCGCUGACCAGCAUCGUGGUCAUUCCCACCUUCCUAACUACGUCCCCUAACGGCGCCAGCAGCGCCAACAACAACAACAACAACACCACCAACAUCAACGACACCAAGCUCUAAUCAUUCCCGGUGAAUUAGAUUCUGAUGUAUUACACAGCCGAAGGACGAGCUACUUCCUGUUGUAGCUGACACUGUUGUUGCUGUUGUUGUUGACGUGCUGUGUUUUAUUGUUGUUGUUGUUGUUGUUGUGGUUGUGUGGCCGUGUUGCUGUGUUGAUGCCACUGACGCGUGUUUGCUGUGUUGCUGUUGUUUGAUGUGCUUUUUUCAUUCUCUAAAACAGACAAACUUACAUUCCUACAUACCCACAAACACGUCGAUGUGUGUGUGUGCAAUAUUAGACCCCAAGACUUUAGACAUUCUACUGUUUUUGUUGCCGGUUUUCCGUUAAUUUAAAUAGCAACAUCGAACAAACUUGGACUUGGACAGCAAAUAGUGUAGUGGGGAGAGCGAGUAUUCUAACACGGUACCCCCACUUUCUCAACCGGUAACUCUUCACUUUCGGUACCGCACAUCUCUCAACCACACAACCGCCACCCCACCUACCCCUGUCCCGAUUUUCGGCCACAAGUGUGCAUGAAAGCAAACACAAAGCACGAAUAACCGCCGUUCAUUUGAAUGGUGCAUUACACAAUUGGGCGGUUUAAGUUCCCGUAAGACAUCUGCAUACCCUGGGGUACUACCAAAGUGAUACUAUACUGUGUAUAUGUUUUAGUGUGAGCGCGAGGGCACACAGCAAAGUUUGUGAAACGUGUAUUUUCCGAGCAUUUAUCGUGCCCCGCCUUCCCUCUGUGUGGGUUUUUUCUUGUGUUUAGUAGCAAAAAACAAGUGGAGCGACUAGAGCGAGGAGCCAGAUUGCGAAAACAGGUUCGCAAAUUACCAUUUUCUUUCCAAAUGCGCGCUUCUGCGCUUCUGCAUGAGCUCGGUUAUUAGAACGAACCAAAUCACAGAGACAGGGAAGUACUAGUAGCAAUGAGAGAGAGAGAGAGAGAGAGAGUGUUGGAGAGAAGUAUAGGGAAAAGAGUAGAGCUAGAGCCCACAAAAAACCCCACAGGAUCGUUCUUCCCUUGAACAACCUUUAACGAGGCAGACGCGCGCCACUCAGUUCUCCGAGCACGGAGACGGGUGGGCGCGCACAAACCCCCUCCUCCUUUUGUUUUCUUUCUUCUAGCGUUAAGGAUAGAGAAAUUGCUUAACUAUAUUUAGACAAAUGUAUGUUUACCCGUUCAAGGAAAAGCAUUUAAAUAUAGCGUAACUUUAGUACCUUGUGCCAGAGG
Molecule: messenger RNA, 7898 nt
Organism: Anopheles merus
Lineage: Eukaryota; Metazoa; Arthropoda; Insecta; Diptera; Culicidae
Gene: Arms
Product: kinase D-interacting substrate of 220 kDa
Exons: 10
Coding region: 1537-6684 (1715 amino acids)
Molecular function (GO): protein binding
Source: RefSeq, a predicted model, not a curated record